AUGAAGUAUUUAAUAUACAUAGCUCUUCUCAUGGGGCAAGCAAUUGCCACCAGCUUCGAUGAUUCAGAAGAAAUGGAGGUGGAAAAUACGGAAGUUCAGAAGGAAGCCAAUCCCAUAGUCAACCGAUUACCUUUUCCUAGUUGGUUGACCGAUUUCACAGGUCUAACCGAAUGGCCAGGAAUGGACCCACCAUACAUUCCCUUAGAUUUCAUAGAUAUUGAAUCCAUUCCUGAUGGAAUACCUAGACAUGGAAACGGCCACUGCGAGCCCGUCAUUAAUGACCAUGAAACAUGCUCAUUUGAUUGUUACAAUUGUGUCUCUGCUGACGAUGUCUACACUUGUUCAAAGCUAUCCCAAACAUUUGAUGAUGGACCCUCUUUGAUGACAUUGAAGCUACUCGACAACUUAAAAUCAAAAUCUACAUUCUUUACCUUAGGUGUCAACAUAGUUCUUUUUCCAGAUAUUUAUCGUAAAACCCUGCAAAUGGGACACAUAAUGGGCUCUCAUACUUGGUCACAUAAAUUUUUACCAAGUCUAACAAAUGAACAGAUAAUUGCUCAAAUUGAAUGGUCCAUCUGGGCCAUGAAUGCCACCUGUGGACAUUUACCAAAAUGGUUUAGACCACCAUACGGAGGCCUCGACAACAGAGUCAGAGCCAUUGUCAGGCAGUUUGGGAUGCAGAAUGUGGUAUGGGACUUCGACACCUUCGACUGGAAGUUGAUUAGCGAAGAUGAUAAAUCCAAUCAGCACGAAUUGGAAAUCUACGAAGACAUAGAGCGGUUCAAGAAGACGAAAGGAAGUCAGGGCCUAAUAUUGGAGCACGAUGUAUACCGCAAAACCGUCGACGUUGCAAUCGAAGUUCACAAGCUCAUAGGUCCUGAUCAAAUUACGGUACCUGAGUGCGUUGGAGGUAUUGAUUAUAUAAAAAAAUUCAUACAUAUAUAA
This is a messenger RNA of Debaryomyces fabryi, 945 nucleotides long. RefSeq names its product chitin deacetylase (gene CDA2). The transcript has a single exon. Gene Ontology annotation, cellular component: prospore membrane. NCBI's taxonomy places the organism in Eukaryota, Fungi, Ascomycota, Pichiomycetes, Serinales, Debaryomycetaceae. Gene Ontology annotation, molecular function: chitin deacetylase activity. Bases 1 to 945 code for a protein of 314 amino acids. The record is from RefSeq and is a predicted model, not a curated record. Gene Ontology annotation, biological process: ascospore wall assembly; carbohydrate metabolic process.